UCAUCUUCACCAACUGUCUUCUCUCUCUCUCUCUCAUUUAUUUAUUAUGCCCAUAGAGAAGAAAAAGUUAUACAAAGUGAACACAACAACACAAGAAAACAGAACAAGAGUUAAAGAGAAAUUGAAGUAGAACUGAAUUCCUUACUCUCACUGCCAUGGCUGGUCUUCAAAGAUCUGCGGUCUCUUUCAGAAGGCAGGGUUCUUCUGGCUUUGUUUGGGACGAUAGAUUCUUAUCAGAGGAAUUCAACCAAAACCAAACCAGCAACAUCCACGCCGAUCAGAUUAAAGACCUUCAACUUCAACCGGAACCGCCCCUCCAGAGAACCCGCUCCAACGGCGGAACUCGUGCCUACCGCACCGGAAAAGUCUCCCCGGCGAUCGAACCCCCGUCUCCCAGACUCUCCGCAUGCGGCUUCUGCGCCGCGUUCGGAAAAGCACCACCACGGGACCACAACAAGCCACAGCGGAACAAACCCGCCAAGCAUCGACCGAGGUAGACGACGGAGAGAGAAUAUUCCGGCCAGGUUUCUACUAUGAUGUAAUGUUUUACUUUUAGGUUUGUAGAGUAGGGCCGGUUGAGUUGAAUUGAUCUUAAAUUAAGAACAUAAUGAUGACUCAUCACUUUUCUGUUACUUUUCCUCUCUUAAUUUCAAUCUAUAAUUCUCUUUAAAUUUA
Molecule: messenger RNA, 675 nt
Organism: Vigna radiata var. radiata (mung bean)
Lineage: Eukaryota; Viridiplantae; Streptophyta; Magnoliopsida; Fabales; Fabaceae
Product: MAPK kinase substrate protein At1g80180
Exons: 1
Coding region: 156-497 (113 amino acids)
Source: RefSeq, a predicted model, not a curated record